GCCGUCGCCACGUCAAGCGGUGUUUCGGCGUCAAGAAGCAUGGAUUCGAAAGGGCCAAGUAUUUGGCGCGGAGCACAAAGAUUUUCUUUUUGAAGAAUCAGCGAGAGAGGAAGCGGCAGCUUUCCCUAUCAGCUGCCCUUGGCGUUGGCGGAGGUACACCGCUAAGCGUCUCGGGGGCACACGACCCCGUAACAGCGCAGGAUGAUGCAGACCAGCAGCAGCAGCAGCAACUGCUGCUGCUGCAUCAGCAUCAGCUGUGGGCACCUCCAGAACUGCUGCGAGCGGCAGCGGGCCUAAUGCUCUCCUCACCUCCGCGCACGCCUCUUUCUGCGGAUGCGAGCUGCAGCGCAAGGAAAGGGUCCACAACAGCAGCAGCAGCAGCAGCAGCAGCAGGCGGAACGGGUGGCUCUGAUGGAACGGCAUUGGGUGUCUCAGGGCUCCCUGCCACAACGGCCAAUGGCGUUCCUUUAGAGUUGGAUGUGCGGCCUUGUCGCAGCAGCAGCAACUGGUGGCGCUCUGGCGUGGCGGCAGCAGCAGCAGCAGCAGCAGCAGCAGCAGGAGCCACAGAAACAGGGAGCGGCAUGCGAGGUUCUGCUUUCAAGGGAGCCCCCGAGGUGUUGCGGGAGGAGUAUUGGUCGUUGCUCGAUGCAAUGGAUCAAGUGGACUGGGAUGCCAUCAGCGGCGAGGAGGCUGUUGCUCUUAUCAACGAAAUCCCCAGAGUCAGGGGGGUUUGCUUUGACCGCAAGGGUUUGUACUGGAUCAGUCAGUGGCACGCGCGGCAAAAGAAACACAGGGAAUGGUUUCCCGUGAAGCGGUUAGGGUUUCGAAAGGCGUGGAAGCUGGCCGUGUGCAUUCGGAGGGAUGCAGAAAAGGUCGAGGAGGAGCCGACUGGCUAUCCCAUGAUACCUGACCUUGAGGAGGUGAUGGGGGUUACAUAUCAAAGAAGCGAACGCGGCCGUAGUUGGGUGGCAUACUACCUGGAGACAGUUCCAGCAGAUUUUGACGGUGCUGCAGGCAGCAGCAACGGCAACGGCACUGGUGCUUUGGGCAGCAGCAGCAGCAGUGGCAAGAACUGCACAGCGGAUGAUGGAGGCUUUUUUCCGAAGAGCCGGUAUAGGGUGGGGGUUCGGCAUUUCCCCGUGAUUGAUCAGGCCUUUGAGGCGGCUCGCCAGAAGGCUGUGGCGCUGGCAAAGGCGCAGCCGCUUCCCACAGCUCUGUUUCAAGUCUUUGAGCGAGACGCUGUGCAGAGGCUUGCUGCUUCAGACGCUGCGGGUGCAGGAGGAGACCGCCUAGCGCCUUCCCCAGUGCCCAUUCGGCUGCUCAAUACGUUCGCCUCCAUGCCACCCUCCACGUCGCACAUAAUCCAACUCGAGAUCAUGGAGAGGCGAUUGCAGCUGCUGCUUAAUGGGGUCAACCCCGCCGUGGCCUGGGCUGUUGCAUGCGAGGAACUCGGCAGACAGCAGAGCAGGAGCAGUGCGGUGGCUGCAGCAGCAGCUGCAGCAGCAGCGGCGACUGCUGCAGCUGCUGCUGCAGCAAGA
Molecule: messenger RNA, 1538 nt
Organism: Cyclospora cayetanensis
Lineage: Eukaryota; Apicomplexa; Conoidasida; Eucoccidiorida; Eimeriidae
Exons: 4
Biological process (GO): regulation of DNA-templated transcription
Molecular function (GO): DNA-binding transcription factor activity
Source: RefSeq, a predicted model, not a curated record